AUGGUAGGGUACCUGUUAACAUGGCAACAUGGUCGAGGGCGGAACAAAAUCAAGGAGAGGUUAGACCAAAUGGUGGCCUCAGAUGAGUGGUCUAGAAUUUUCCCACAUGCUUCAGUCCACAACUUAAUUAGCGGCAUAUCAGACCAUUCUCCAUUACUGCUUUUAUUGGGUACAAAUCAACGGACUAAACGGCAUGUUAGCUUCAGGUUUGAAAAUGCAUGGCUUGGAGAGGCUAAUCUUGAUGAGACUGUUAUUCAUAAUUGGGCCCAAGGUGAUGUGAUGAGUAAGCUGAAUGCAUGCAGAGAUGGGUUGCGGAUUUGGGGACGUGUUAUACGUAGCAACUUCCUUAAAGACAUUAAAUUGCUUAAGACACGGCUUAAUGGUCUUCGAGCCCACCAGAGCAGUGAUAGUUUAGAGGGAUUUUUACUGGUACAAAAGCAGCUUAGUGAUCUGCUUCUUAAAGAAGAGCAAUACUGGAAACAGAGAUAA
Messenger RNA from Jatropha curcas, 489 nucleotides. RefSeq lists its product as uncharacterized. The record is from RefSeq and is a predicted model, not a curated record. Lineage: Eukaryota; Viridiplantae; Streptophyta; Magnoliopsida; Malpighiales; Euphorbiaceae.